Helicoverpa zea (corn earworm) is the source of this 1471-nucleotide messenger RNA. RefSeq names its product GATA zinc finger domain-containing protein 14-like. Lineage: Eukaryota; Metazoa; Arthropoda; Insecta; Lepidoptera; Noctuidae. Bases 77 to 1471 code for a protein of 464 amino acids. The record is from RefSeq and is a predicted model, not a curated record. The transcript has a single exon.
AGAACCAACGAAUUAUGUUGACAGAUACUAUUUAUCUGGUAUUCCGAGAAUCAUAAGGAUAAUCAAUAAAAAUGAUAUGCGAAGGAAUACUGCUGAGAACCAAAAUUUGAGUAGCAUUCCAAAAAUUAUUCAAAUGCCUGGUAAACAUAUAGCUACAGACGAUUUAAUAAAACAAUUUGAAUUGAAAAAUAAAAAAGUUGAACCUAUAUUAAGGCUAAAAGAAAAAGUUAUAGCAGGAAACAGCACAAUUCAUAAGAAAAUUGAUACAAAGGACGAUAAUUUGGAAAAUAUUACCGUUAAAAACAAUAAUCCUAAUCCAAAAGAAAUUAAUGUCAUUCAAAGUAAAAUAAAUAAGAAUAUCUUUACUGACAAUAAGAAACGAACGAAAGAACAUUCAACUCAGUUAAAGGAAAAGAAACCUGAUAAAUUUUAUGAACAUCUUUCAGAAAUUAUUCAAAAUAUGAGGACGAAUGUCAAAAACUAUGAAAUACUUAGUCAACAAAAAACUCUCGACACGGAUAUCCAAAGCCAUAGAAAUCAACAUGGCUAUAAUUUUGAUGAUAUAAAGAAUGAUAAUAUUCAUAAAGAUAUGAAAAGAAACCAUCCAGAUGAGAAAACAGAUAUAGAAAAUACAAAUAUUAAUAAAACUGAGACAAAUAAUCUUGCCUCUAAUUUUGAUACGCUUAAAAAUUUAAAUCCUAGCCUGAAUGAUUCAAACGGCCUCAAAUCGAAAGCUUUUAAAUUUAUAAUCAUGAAUGCUGAAGACGGAAGUAUAAGAAACCAACUUAUAAAUACAGGUAAUGAAGAAAACCAUAGUGGAAACGUAAUCCCACAGAUACAGACGAGAAUGAACAAUGCUUUAGUCAAAAAAAGUUUCGAUGAUUUCAAAAUGGUUAGACGCAAAACGCAUUUUACGUUACCAGAGUUUGAUUUUAAUGCUGACAAACGGUAUAAGCCUGAUGAAUACCAAGAUUCAAAUAGAUAUAAAACUAAGAAUAAUAUCAUCAAUAAAAUAAGACCUAGGUAUACAGGAGGUCAUACUGAUGAUUAUUACACGGAGGGCGAAGAAACACAAACUGAUAUGGACCCCAAAAACUACCCAACGGACGCUGAAAAAUCACAGAUAAUCAAUUUGCUUCAUAAGCAAGCGAAUAUCAUAAGAGACUUAAGAAAGAGCAAAGCGGUAAAGGAGAAAACUUUAUCAGAGUUUGAUGAAAUGCUAAAAAUGAUUGCUACAAAACAGGAGAUGAAGAAAAUGUGUAGUUAUACAGAAUUUACUUUCGAAACCACGACUGUUUCGACAAAAUUAACGACAACUAAAAGGCCGUCGACUGUCCUGACUCUUUUUGACGAGACUAAAAUUAGGAGCGCGCUGAAAAACGACCCGCAAGUGAAAAGGAUUUUGAAAAUCGCCAAUUUGAAACGGGAGAACUAUUUGAAAAACGUUAGAGGGGAUUUAGAAAAUAAUUAA